Molecule: messenger RNA, 1266 nt
Organism: Drosophila guanche
Lineage: Eukaryota; Metazoa; Arthropoda; Insecta; Diptera; Drosophilidae
Gene: Arf79F
Product: ADP-ribosylation factor 1
Exons: 5
Coding region: 302-850 (182 amino acids)
Biological process (GO): vesicle-mediated transport; intracellular protein transport
Cellular component (GO): cytoplasm; plasma membrane
Molecular function (GO): GTP binding; GTPase activity
Source: RefSeq, a predicted model, not a curated record
AUCGCCUGGCACACAGCCCUCAUAUCGAUAUUUUUUCCAUCGUCAUAUUUCUCUUCACUAUUCGGUGUGUGGUGUGUUUGGCAGCAGAGAAAAUUUAAUCAAAGAAAAAUCCACAAAAGAAGCUCAAGUAAUCGAUUCUCCAAGUCCAAGCACACAAGUCCAGAGUUUGCAUAUUUUCAACAGCAUUUGCAACUCGGAUUUGAACUUGUAAUAAUUCCAGCCAAGCAAGAAGGCCAACAGCAGCAGCAGAACAGAAUUCCUACUCCUCCAAUCAAAAGAAUCGAAAGACAAGCCAGCAACUAUGGGAAAUGUAUUCGCCAAUCUAUUUAAAGGCCUCUUUGGCAAAAAGGAAAUGAGAAUAUUGAUGGUCGGUUUGGAUGCCGCUGGUAAAACCACAAUUCUGUACAAACUCAAAUUAGGCGAAAUUGUUACAACGAUACCUACCAUUGGUUUCAAUGUGGAGACUGUAGAAUACAAGAAUAUUAGCUUUACAGUGUGGGAUGUGGGCGGCCAAGACAAAAUUCGUCCAUUGUGGAGGCAUUACUUCCAGAAUACACAAGGUCUUAUCUUCGUCGUUGACAGCAAUGAUCGGGAGCGUAUCGGUGAGGCGAGAGAGGAAUUGAUGCGCAUGCUGGCGGAGGACGAGCUUCGGGAUGCAGUCUUACUAAUAUUCGCCAACAAACAGGAUCUGCCAAAUGCAAUGAAUGCGGCUGAAAUCACCGAUAAGCUCGGUUUGCACUCACUCAGAAACCGCAACUGGUACAUUCAAGCGACGUGUGCAACUAGCGGCGAUGGACUCUACGAGGGACUCGACUGGUUGUCCAAUCAGCUGAAGAACGCUAAUCGCUAAUUAAACACACACUAAAACUACAACAACCACAACAACAACAAGAUAAAAUACACACUAACUUUGAUUUCAAGCAAAGCAGAAGCAGAAAACAACCAGCAGGCAACAACGUCAGAAACACCAACAGACAGACAGACAUCUGACUUAAACAGACACAGGAAAACGGUGGGAGAAAGAACAACAACAACAACAAAAGCAGCAACCGCAGCAGCAGCAACAACAAGAGCAGAGAGAUCUUCGCAUAUAACAUAAAAGGCUCCUUCCUCCAUCUCCUGUUCUGUCCGUUUACAAAACAAGAAAUUGGAAUUUUGAAAGAACAGAACUUUUCAAGCAGCAUAUAAAAGAACGCUAUAAUUUAAUUUAAAUUUAUAUACAUAAUUAUUGGAUGUUUAAAAACGAAAAACGAUUAAAAGAGAAAA